Molecule: messenger RNA, 1677 nt
Organism: Maudiozyma saulgeensis
Lineage: Eukaryota; Fungi; Ascomycota; Saccharomycetes; Saccharomycetales; Saccharomycetaceae
Source: the annotation of a GenBank genome assembly
AUGGGACGAAAUAAAGAUGAAGAAGAUAAAAUUACAAAUAUACUUGGAUUUGAUCGUGAGUCUGCUAGUGAGAGAGAAUUGAGAUAUAAAGCUCUAUUUCAUGAACUAGAUGUAUAUGAUGAAGGUAAAUUAACAACGAAAUCAUUGAAGACGGCCUUUCGUAGGAAAAACCAUCCCUUAAGAGAUAGUGAUGUUGCUAUUCAAGAAUUAUUCAGAUCGAUGGAUUCAAACCAUGACAACGAAGUCGAUUUUGAUGAUUUUAAAAAAUUUGCAUUUUCUGCAGAACAUCAAAUUGAUAAGGGUUUCAAGAAAUUAGAUAGUGAUAAUGAUGGCUUCAUUAAAUUAGCUGAUGUGAGUAAAUAUCUUUCAAAAUUAGAAAAGACUAACCAUAUUGUAAUAGAUAACACUACUUUGAUCGGGAAUGAUAUUGAUGCAGAAGCAAAUACAUGUAGAGCUGCCUCUCAAAGUAAGAAAAAAACUUUUGCGUCAUUUGCUAGAUGGGCUUUUAAUCAGAAAUAUAUAAAUAAAGGGACUAAUACUGAUAUGAUUACCAAUAAUGAUUCUGUUAUUACUUAUAAACAAUGGCGAGAUUUUUUAUUUUUAAUGCCAAGGAAGAGUGGAUCUAGAUUACAUACCGCAUUUUCUUACUAUUAUUUAUUUAAAGAGGAUGUCGAUUUAUCUUCCGAAGGUGAUGUGACUUUAAUCAAUGAAUUCUUUAGAGGGUUUGCUUUUUUUGUUGCAGGUGGUGUCUCAGGUGUGAUAUCACGUACUUGUACAGCACCAUUCGACAGAAUUAAGGUGUUUUUAAUUGCAAGAACUGAUUUAUCAUCAACUAUACUUAAUUCCAAAGAAGAUCUUUUAGCUAGGAACCCAAAGGCUAAUAUAGAUAAAUUAAGAUCACCAAUCGUCAAAGCUAUAACAUCUUUGUAUAGACAAGGUGGUAUCAAAGCAUUUUAUGUUGGGAAUGGGCUUAAUACGUUUAAAGUUUUCCCCGAAAGUUCGAUAAAAUUUGGAACUUUUGAAAUGAUGAAAAAACUAAUGACAAAAAUUGAAGGCUGUAAGGAUAAAUCUGAACUUUCUAAACCAUCAACAUUUAUAGCAGGUGGUUUAGCAGGUAUGGCCGCACAAUUUUCUGUAUACCCAAUAGAUACAUUAAAGUUUCGAAUUCAAUGUGCUCCUUUAGCUAAUCUUCAGGACAAAAAUAUCUUAAUAAACACAGCAAAACAAAUGUAUCGCGAUGGAGGACCACUAAUAUUUUACCGAGGUUUAACUGCAGGUCUUUUAGGUAUGUUUCCAUAUGCUGCAUUAGAUUUAGGUACAUUUUCAAUAUUAAAAAAAUGGCUAAUAGCUAGAAAGGCUAAAGAAAUGAAUAUUUCUGAAAAAGAUGUCACUUUAAGUAACUUUACCGUAAUACCAUUAGGUGCAUUUAGUGGUUCGGUUGGUGCAUCUGUUGUUUAUCCAAUUAAUUUGUUAAGAACAAGAUUACAAGCUCAAGGCACAUAUGCUCAUCCUUAUACGUAUACAGGUAUUAGGGAUGUCUUGCAACAAACUAUCCAGAGAGAAGGUUAUCCUGGUUUGUAUAAGGGACUAAUGCCUACACUAGCUAAAGUAUGUCCGGCGGUGUCUAUAAGUUAUUUAUGUUAUGAGAACAUUAAAAGAGCUGCCAAAUUGGAAUAA